Molecule: messenger RNA, 555 nt
Organism: Populus trichocarpa (black cottonwood)
Lineage: Eukaryota; Viridiplantae; Streptophyta; Magnoliopsida; Malpighiales; Salicaceae
Product: auxin-responsive protein SAUR67
Exons: 2
Coding region: 1-555 (184 amino acids)
Biological process (GO): response to auxin
Source: RefSeq, a predicted model, not a curated record
AUGAAUAGUUCCAGCAUCCUCACCAAGUUGGGAAAUAAGUUGCAGGAACUAGCUUCUAUCAGCAGGAAGAGCAACUCACUGCCAAGAACAACAUGGAAUGAUGAAAGAACAUCUGUGCUUGCUGAUAAGGGUCAUUUUGUUGUCUACACAAUUGAUCAAAAUCGUUUCUUAAUUCCAUUAGUAUAUCUUAACAGUGGGAUUCUUAGAGCGCUAUUUGAAUUAUCUAAAGAUGAGUUUGGGCUGCCAAGUGAUGGACCAAUCACAUUACCAUGCGAAGCAUUUUUCAUGGAGUACAUACCCAUGUUAAUCCGACGUGGAGCAGAUAAAAAUCUGGAGAAACCCUUGCUCAUGUCAAUUUCCACAUGCUGUGCCUUAUCAUAUUCUCUCCCGAAUGACGAAGAACCAACAACCCCGCAACUCCAUGUCAGUGCUGAUCAAUGUAUUAACAAAAUGAUCAAUGCAAAGAGGUUUAUCAAACUUGUGAGGAAAUGGAAGAAGCUGGCUGCUCUUAGCCGAAAAAGAAUCACACUGCCAACAACUGGGAAGGUUUGUUGA